AAAUCCAAUGUGGUUCAAACAGCACUGUGCUUAUACCAUUGCUAAGUAUGGUAUGUCUAUGUGUGUGCUUGGAAUGGCAGAAGAAUUUAAAGGAGAAAUUGCAGUCAAUGCAUUGUGGCCUAAAACAGCCAUCCACACUGCUGCCAUGGAUAUGCUGGGUGGAUCUGGUAUUGAAAGCCAGUGUAGAAAAGUUGAUAUCAUCGCAGACGCUGCAUAUUCCAUUUUCAAAAAGCCAAAAAGUUUUACUGGCAACUUUAUUAUUGAUGAAAAUAUCUUAAAAGAAGAAGGAAUAAAAAAUUUUGACAUCUAUGCAGUUAAACCAGGCCAUCCUUUGAUACCAGAUUUCUUCUUAGAUGAACAGCCGGAAACAGUUACCAAGAAAAUGGAAUCACAGGGUGGUAUUCCAGAAGUCAAAGAAGAAAAGCCGCAGCCACAGCUGCAACCAAAAGCACAUGCUGGAGCUGUGGAAGAAACAUUUAAAAUUGUUAAAGACUCUCUCAGUGAUGACGUUGUUAAAGCCACUCAAGCAAUCUAUCUGUUUGAACUCUCGGGUGAAGAUGGUGGCAUAUGGUUUCUUGAUCUGAAAAGCAAGGGUGGGAAAGUCGGAUAUGGAGAGCCUUCUGAUCGGGCCGAUGUGGUGAUGAGCAUGUCUACAGAAGAUUUUGUGAAAAUGUUUUCAGGGAAACUAAAACCAACAAUGGCAUUCAUGUCAGGAAGAUUGAAGAUUAAAGGAAACAUGGCCCUAGCAAUCAAAUUGGAAAAGCUAAUGAAUCAGAUGAAUGCCAAACUGUGAAAGAAAAGAAAAAAAAUAUGUCGACUGCUAUGUUCACAAAGUAAAAACCUCAAAGCUGAAAUCUGUUGUUUGUUUUCUUCCCUGUUGUAUAAUAAGGAUAUGCAUGUUUGUUCUGGAAAAAAAUAGAAGUUCUCUAUCUGUAAGAUUUGAAAUUGUAAUUAAAACAGUUGGCUUAUUCAACAAAAGCCUCAUUAAGUGGAAUUCUAA
Otolemur garnettii (small-eared galago) is the source of this 1000-nucleotide messenger RNA. RefSeq names its product hydroxysteroid dehydrogenase like 2 (gene HSDL2). Bases 8 to 793 code for a protein of 261 amino acids. The record is from RefSeq and is a predicted model, not a curated record. The transcript has 7 exons. Gene Ontology annotation, cellular component: mitochondrion. Lineage: Eukaryota; Metazoa; Chordata; Mammalia; Primates; Galagidae.